GCGGGGCGGCCGCUCCCGGCUGCCAUUUCAUCGCGCCGCCGCUCGGUCCCUCCAUUUUCUCUGCUGCUGCCGGCGGUGCCGGCCCCGUCCCCGCCGCCGUCCCGCGCCCGCCGCCCCCCAUGUAGCCCCGCGGCAGCCCCCCCCGCACACGCCCAGCCGCGGGGCCGCCUCCCGGCAUGAGGAGCUGCAAGAUGGUGCGGGUGGCCAGCGUGCUGGGGCUGGUGAUGCUCAGCGUCGCGCUGCUCAUCCUCUCCCUCAUCAGCUACGUCUCGCUCAAGAAGGACAACAUCUUCGGUGCGCCCCGCGCCGCCGGCCCGGGGGGGCCCCGCAUGUACAUGUUCCACGCGGGAUUCAGGUCCCAGUUCGCGCUGAAGUUCCUGGACCCCUCGUUUGUCCCCAUUACGAACUCCCUGAGCCACGAGCUGCAGGAGAAGCCCUCCAAGUGGGCCUUCAACCGGACCGCGUUCGCACAUCAGAGGCAAGAAAUCCUUCAGCAUGUCGAUGUGAUAAAAAAUUUCUCUUUGACCAAGAAUAGUGUUCGGAUUGGACAGCUGAUGCAUUACGAUUAUUCCAGCCAUAAGUAUGUUUUCUCUAUCAGCAAUAACUUCAGAUCGCUGCUUCCCGACGUGUCGCCGAUCCUGAACAAGCAUUACAACAUCUGCGCCGUGGUUGGAAAUAGCGGGAUCCUGACCGGGAGUCAGUGCGGGCAAGAAAUAGAUAAGUCCGAUUUUGUUUUUCGUUGCAAUUUUGCUCCAACCGAGGCUUUCCAAAAAGAUGUUGGAAGGAAAACCAACCUUACAACCUUCAACCCCAGCAUCCUGGAAAAGUAUUACAACAAUCUUUUGACCAUUCAGGAUCGCAACAACUUCUUUUUAAGUCUGAAGAAGCUUGAUGGGGCCAUUCUUUGGAUCCCCGCUUUUUUCUUCCACACGUCAGCAACGGUCACGAGAACACUGGUUGACUUCUUUGUUGAGCACAGGGGGCAGCUAAAGGUCCAGUUGGCUUGGCCGGGAAAUAUAAUGCAGCACGUUAACAGGUACUGGAAGAACAAACACUUGUCACCCAAGCGGCUGAGCACAGGUAUUCUCAUGUAUACCCUCGCUUCUGCCAUAUGUGAAGAGAUUCACCUGUACGGAUUCUGGCCCUUCGGGUUCGACCCCCACACGAGGGAGGACCUCCCGUACCACUACUAUGAUAAGAAGGGAACAAAGUUCACGACCAAGUGGCAGGAGUCCCACCAGCUGCCUGCAGAGUUCCAGCUGCUCUACAGGAUGCACGGUGAAGGACUGGCCAAACUCACCUUGUCGCAUUGUGCCUAAGAACCUAAAUCUCAAAGUGCCAAAUGAUUGUCUAAAAAGUGCCCAAAACCGAAUUAAACAUUCUUCAGAUAUAAUUCUAAAAAAAAAAAAAAAAAAAAAAAAAAAAAAAAAAAAAAAAACCCAACAAAACCCCACUCUAAAAUAUUUUGCAUAAUAUAAAGAUGCUUUUUAGUCACCCUUGUCGCUGCUCAUCAAAGGGUUUAAGCAUAUUUAGCAGUGCAGAAGCAUUUAUCAAAUUCUGUGGAUGCUGUUCAUGCAGCAGCAAAGUUGAAAUAUUUUGCAUUUAUAAAUAUGCCACUAAGUAUGUUUUAAGAUAUGUUCAUAUUUUAGCAUUCCCCUAAAUGCCCUAAAUCUCUUAAUUUUAUUGUUCCUUCCCAAUUAGAACUAGAAAUGCUAAUUUUCAGAGGUUUUGCUUAUUUUGUAUAUGUUGCUAUCAAUAGCUCAGCAAACAUUUAGUGCCGUGGCCGAUCGAGAAAGCCGCUCUGAAUUCCAGUUCUUCGUCACCUGCAAGUUCUUCGGCGUGGAUCCUCGUUUCCACCGCCUGCAUAUUUUCAUAUUUACUGAGUUUUACCUUUCGUAAAGAACACCGUGAAGGAGGUGAUCACAACAUAGCUUGUACCUUAGCUAGGCGUUUAUAUUGCUCUCAGAAUACUUCAGCGAUUUACUUCACCUUGGGCCAAAGCCCAGUCCAAAUUAGCCAGGCUGAACCGUGGUCGCCCCCACCCGUGUGACGCUAUUUGCUCCUUUGAUUUUCAAGUUCAGCCACCACAAGGAACGGAAUUAGGUUUCUCCAGAGAUGUGUUGGGUGCGAAGAGCCCCAAGCCCCGGUGCGGGCGCACCUCUCUCUGCGCCUGCUCUCCGCACCCUCCGACGACAGGGGGUUCUUUGGCAGGACGAUCCCCCGAGCGAGGAGCACCGGGGCUCCCGCCCAUCCCUUUGCACCCACGGAGCCCGCCGGCGCUCCUCGUUGCCCCCUCCCUGCAUGCGUGGCCCCGCCACGGGCUGCACCCCAGGGUGCUGUGGGGCAAGGAGCGGCGGUACCGGACGUAGGCACUCUCUGCGUUUCCGUCCGUCCGUCCCGCGGUGGCAGUGGGGCGUAUCGCCCAGCGAUGCCGGUCUGUAGGGAGCAGUCAGAGCCUUCGUUAGCCCAACUAACGGCGACGGGGCAGACGGGCCGGCCGGCCCCUGGGGUCAGCGAGGCUCCGGUCGUCCCCCUGCCGCGACCCGCGGCGGUCUGGCGAGGGGUGCCCGGCCCCCGGCUCCGCAGGCAGGGCUGGCUGGGCAGGCACCGGCUGGCCGGGCAGCGCCGGGAGCCAGGCACCGGGAUUUCUAAAAGUGGGGUUUACAGGGAAGCGAGCGCGGCAGGAGGGAGGAGGAAAUACAGUUACCAGAUUUCCCCUUUUACAGCUCUAAGUCCAGGCUCAGCCGGCUGGGUCAGCGGCCCCGUUUCCAGCCACCAGCUGCCGUCCCAGGCAGUCGGGCACGGCUUCCCCAGCACCGAUGAAAAUCAGGCUGCCUGUGGAGGGACAAACCCUAGGGUCACGCACGGUUUGAGAGUGCUGGCCGUUAUGUCUCAGGAUAGAGGAGCCUGUAAAAUAACUGGGUUUCUUAUGACGACAAUAUGCUUUUACAAGUAUUUUAACAUUUUUCUGCCGUUCUGUGUGAUGCCGAGAACUGACUACACACUGAACGGACGCAAAAUCCAAUUUAAAAUUGUACUUUAAAAUGGCACAUUUUAAUUUUUCUCAGCCUCUUUACCUCCAAGCGGGCACAGGAGGUGAGGAAGGAGAUCUCGAGUACCACACCAAGCCUGAGCGGCCUGGAGCAUCUCCCGGUGCCCGCCGCUGCCCCGCUGCGGCACCGCAGCUCUGCCGGCCCCCGAAGCCGUGCCCCCCCCUCUCCCGUGCCCCGUGUGGAAGGGGAGCCGGAGGCUCUCCCCCCCAUUUUAAUUAUCCCACAUUUUCUGGCUUUUGCUUUUCCCAAGGCUGUCCGGGGCUGGGGUGCGCUGCGGAGGGGUGUCCCCCACGCACAGACCCGGCCCUGCAGGGAGCCGCGGCGCUUCCCCGCUCGGCUGUUUCAACCUGGCUCAGCGUUCCCGGGGCUCUGGCUCUCCGUGCUGUCGUGUCGGUCCCGCGCUCAUCGCCGUUCCCACAGCAGAGUACGACCUCUAGCAACUGUUAUUAUGAAGACGUAGUCGUGCAGUGAUGGUGGUGUCUUAUGCCAUAUGGUGCCGUAUGAGUUGUUCUUGAUAUUAUCACGUGUUCGUUGUGUCGUCGUCGCGCGUGAGGGCCCGGGCCAGGAGCAGUUUGGCUGUGCUGGGCGCGGACCACGGCGAGCGCGGGGACAGGCUGUCCCCAUCGCUCGCAGCUGCCUCCCUUGGGGGAAGGACCAAGUCCUCCCCACCUCUGCGAGUUUGCGGGAUUGCACCCGCGGACGGGCAGCCCUGCCCGCGAGCCGUGGGGCGGCCGGCAGGAGCGCGGGGACGGGCGCGAGGGGCUCGGUGGAGAGCACUGCCUGCGAGCGGCCGUGCCGCCACGCUGCCGGACGCCCGGACCGCGGGGAGCUGCCGGGGCCGGGAGCAGCCAGGCAGCACCAGCCCCGACCGAGUCCCGCGGGAAACCUUCCCCGAGUGCUGGAGUGUGCGGGUUGGUUUUACCCCAGAAGAGACAUUGCCCAGGGAAGGGAGAGUUCUGCACUGGUUGUUAAUGAAGGGCAGUCGUUAAUCAUCUCGGCUAUCGUUUCCUGUUGGGCUGGACGGCAGCUGCGUGCUCGCUAAGGCAGGCGGGUCGCUUUGCAGGCCGCUGAGGUGCACGGCUGAAGGGGCGCCCAGCGGCCGGGAGCUCGGCAAAGAGCCCACCGGGGCUGGGGUUUGGGGGAGAAGGGCCACCCCGAACCCCAAGGGACGCCGUCUGGCUCCUGGCGAAUGCCGGGUAUUUCUAGUAAGAGGCAGGUUAUCAGUUUCCUGUAGGGAGUGAUCAUCUUUACUCAGCAACCGAAAGAAACGCCCCCCGUUAUCCUUUGCCUGACCGCGGGGGCCGCCGUGCGCUGCCCCGUUCUGGGCUGCCGGCUCCCAGCGGGGCAUUGCCCUGGCAGCUCUUGCCCGGCUGCCGCACGGCGUUUCCGUGGCGUAACUACUUUAAAUUACACGUAGUCGCAAGUAAACGCUCGUUAGCCUAAACAAGCGUGUGUCUGUCCGUGCACCUCCUGCGUCUCCCGGAGGCCCUUUUUGCAACGGGGAUGCUCAGCCCCGGGGCGAGACCUUGCUCUGGUCCAGCUGCAGCUCCGCGUGCCUUCUCCCCUGACGGCAGCGGGACCGCUCGUGGAGCAGGGCACUGGAUGUUACCCGGCCGGCACGGAAACAGAUGGACCUGCCGCGUAACUGCAUAGCGAAACGCGGACGUGGCAGUCUCCGGAGUCAAACCAUCCCGGGGGGAGCUGUGCAAUGCUGGGAAGCUGCAUGGGACAGGCUGCCCCAUCCCCCGCGUCCCCGGGGAGGGCCGGCAGCAGAAGCUGAGGACGCUGCAAGGGUUUGCGUGGCUGCGGCACCCGAGCGGCAAAGCUCGUGUGGAGCUGGUUGGCACAGCCCGGCGGCGUCCGGCCGCUGCCCGAGAGCCCGUGCGGGACGAGGCAAGUGUCAGCUCUGGCGUGCCCGAGGGCCUCGGUCCUGAGCACUGCACAUCUUCCCUCUGCUCAAACCACUGCUUUAGGGCAUCCGGGAGAGAAGGGAAAAUGUAAAAAUUAGAAACUGAAACCGAAAGCCUGAAUUGCCCCAGGGUAGUUUUUUAAUUUUUCAUAAUUGAUUUCUGUAACUUUUAUUUCCCUUCCUAAUCACAAGAAAACUCGGGGAAAUUGCCCACGGCUGGAAUUUCUGCUCCCUCCCCCAACUCGCGCCCCCGGCCCGGUUCCCACGGCUGCACGGGAGCUCUGCGACGCCCCGCUCACCCCCAACCCCAGGGAGCACCGGGGGCGCAGCACCACGGAAGGGUGCUUCGGCGCACGGUACCUUAAUUUGAUCUGGCUUGGUUUAAGCAAACGGGAUGUGUCUGUCAGCCGGGCCCUGUUACGGCUGAAGGCAGCAGACCCCGCCGGGGGGUCUCUGGGGAGAGCCCCAGUGCCCUGCAGCCCCCUCCGCCCCCGGAGAGGGACAGGACCCGCCGUGGGUGCCGGGAACGGCCCUGGCAGCACAGCUGGAACUUUCCAGAGGCACAAAGAGGCACCCAGAGCAGAGGAGGAAGCACGAAAACGCCUGCAAAUAUUCGGAAAUGGGAAUACGGAAAAAUUAUUGACAGAGCGCCAUAUUAUAUCAUUGAUUUUUAAGCAAAACUCCCCAUCGAUUUUUCAGAACCACAUUGAACAUUUCAGAAUCAUUGAUUUUAAUGGGGAGUUCUGCCCCAAAAUCAAUGGCGCAAUGCAGCCCAAAGUAAAUUGCUUCUUAGUAUCAAUAUUUUUUGUCCAAGCUGUAGCAAUGUGGAAAACCGUCUUAAAACGCGCAUCUUUUGUUUUCGCCUGUUUUCUUAGAUGCUCUUCGAAUUCUGCUUUUAUAGAGAGCCCGGCGGGGAAGGGCGGCUCGUGCCAGCCGCGGCCCAGGGUGGGCUCCGCUCCCCGCGCAGGGAAGGACCCUCCCGGUGCCCCGCGGUCAGACGGGGCUCUUUCCCACGGCCCCACGUCAGGCUGGUCUCUGCAGGACCUCGCGUUAGGGGCACAGCGGGGUGACCCCCCCACACACACACACCCCCCCCCGUGUUUGCACCGACAGGUCUAGGCUUGGCCUCGCCUCACCGCGCCGGGCAGACGGCACCCAAGGGUCUGGGACUGCGGCAAAUGGGGUCUCCCCGUGAGCCGGGGGAGGCCAGCGCUGGGUGCCGGGCAGGAGACCGGGGCGCUGGCUGCUGGCGUCCCUCAGCUCGGAGGGGCCCUCGGAGAAGCCCGCGGGGGGCUGCCGCGAUGCGGGGGGAAGGCGAUGGGGUGUGGUGGGGUCUGACGGAGAGAGGAGGACCGAGGGGUGCGGAGAAGGCGGCAGCUGAGGGGGAGAGGCUCCCCGGGGCAGGAGAUGCCUUUCUGGUCAUCUGCUCCCCCCCGGCCCGAUUCGGUACCUCCUCGCCUGGGCUCUUCCUCCCCUGGGCCUGGCCCAAAAGCUUCCCGCCUCUGCCCACCGAAAUGAAUUCCGGUGGCUCAGGGGAAGCGCGCGCUACCGUUACUGAACGUCUGGACGAGCGAAUAUAGCUCCAUGAAAGUGCGCGCGACGCGACGCGAUCGAUAUUGGUCAGCGCGAAACAUUUUAGUUCACAAAAUCAAGAGAAGGCCGGGGAAGGGUCCGGCGGGCCGCGGGCCCGCUCGCCUGGGCUGGAGGACAGCGUCCCACACGCUGCGGGCAGCCCGAGGCGAGCGGCAGCCGCGUCCCGCUCCGGCCCGACGGGAUGGGCGCUGAGGGCCCGCGGCUGCGGCAGGGACCGUCACCGGGGGCUCGGGGCUGUGCGCUGCGGUCGGGGGGAGCGGGCCGCCGGGCAGGGCUGUGAAGAGGGGGUGUACAUAGGAGUGGAAAUACGUGUGUUACCUUCCCUUCUUUUAGACAUCUCGGGUUUGUAUUUGCGUUGCUUGCAUCUCUUCAGUGAAUGGUAGCACGAUCCAUGAAAACAAAGUCAUUCUGGCUACCGGUUUUAAUUGUGGAGUAUACCAAAAAGCAAGCGUUUGUGAAAUAUAACUAACUGUGAAUGGAGGUUGCAAAACCAGAUUGUUUAGAAAAAAAGCAGGUUUUCUGUAAAUGAAUGUGUCUUUAUUCUAAUGGCUAUACAGUUCAAUGCCUGAUGGAGUUGUUUUCAAUAAAAAAAGAUAAAUAUUUUAAAAAAGGAAAAAAAAAUGCCAUAAUUGUAAUAAAGGAUUCAUUAUUUAACGGCCAUACUAAAAGCAUUAUUUAUUUUUAAAUGGCUAAUGUCCGUAAAGGGCCAGGGCACAGUCUCAGGUGAACGGCAAAGCCGCAGACGUUGCAAGCGAAGCUGCUCCCGCCGAGAGCGAGCCCCUGUGGCGCCAGAGGGGCCAGGAUCGGGCCCGCGGGCUGGCGUGCUUCGUACCAGACGUGGCUCCAGCGCCGAGGCCCGAGCACGCCAGCACGGCACGGCGUGCCUGUAAAGACGUGGGCACGCUGGCGAGCAGCGCCCCGGCCCUUCUCGUGGCGGAGCACCGCAUCCUCGUCACGAGCCUCGUUUGUGGAGAACAACGCGCCGAUUCGUUUGGGAUCGCUCAGCAAUGUGAUUCUUUGGUGUGAAUGUGCCUGCGACAUCGACUCAUGUGCCAAAACACAAUCUUGAAUGCGUUGUUUUUAAAUAAAAUGUUUUAUUGUGCAUUGAAA
Molecule: messenger RNA, 7665 nt
Organism: Grus americana (Whooping crane)
Lineage: Eukaryota; Metazoa; Chordata; Aves; Gruiformes; Gruidae
Gene: ST8SIA3
Product: ST8 alpha-N-acetyl-neuraminide alpha-2,8-sialyltransferase 3
Exons: 4
Coding region: 177-1319 (380 amino acids)
Biological process (GO): N-glycan processing; oligosaccharide metabolic process
Molecular function (GO): alpha-N-acetylneuraminate alpha-2,8-sialyltransferase activity
Source: RefSeq, a predicted model, not a curated record